This is a messenger RNA of Salvia hispanica, 944 nucleotides long. RefSeq lists its product as uncharacterized. The record is from RefSeq and is a predicted model, not a curated record. Lineage: Eukaryota; Viridiplantae; Streptophyta; Magnoliopsida; Lamiales; Lamiaceae.
CCAUUUUUUAAAAAUAUAUAUCUAUAAUUCUUCCUAUUUUCUUCCUAUAAAUAGCAAACAGGAUUUCCCUAUUCCAACACACCAAUAGAGAUUAAUUCAGAUUAAAAGUAUAGCAAUGAGAUACACUAUAGCUAGCUUCCUCCUUCUUUCACUGAUAGCUUGCAGUGUCAAUGCAAGAAAAGAUGGAGGGGAAUACUGGCAAGGUGUUGUGAAGGAUCAGAAAGUGGAAGGAAAUGACUGCCACACAGUGGGUGAGACAUCAAUCUUCCAUGUCAAACCUAAGUAUGAGGAAUCUUUUGCAAAUGACUUUAAGAGAAGGGUUCAUACUAGUACUCAUGUCAACCAUUUAGGUUUUGUGAGAGAGUUUGAGCCUAGACCUAGUGCUACAUCUUAUGUUGGUUCCAAGAAGGAGAAAUCUUAUGGUGGACACUCUGAGCCACCACCCAAUGUUGCAGCAUAUAGUGAUGAUGUGGGUUCCAAGAAGGAGAAAUCUUAUGGUGGAGACUUUAAGCCAAGACCUAAUAUUUCAGCCUAUACUGAUGAUGUAGGUUCCAAAAAGGAGAAAUCUUAUGGUGGACACUCUGAGCCACCACCCAAUGUUUCAGCAUAUAGUGAUGAUGUGGGUUCCAAGAAGGAUAAAUCUUAUGAUGGAGACUUUGAGCCAAGACCUAAUGUUUCAACCUAAUACUGAUGAUGUAGGUUCCAAGCAGGAGAAAUCUUAUGAUGGAGACUUUGAGCCAAGACCUAAUAUUUCAGCAUAUGGUGAUGAGUGAUAGUGAAUCUUCUGUAUGAAGUUUACGUUGUGUUGUGUGCUCUUAUGUCACCUAUCCAUGUAGUUAAAAUGUAUAAUGGUGCAUAAAGACUAUGAUUUUCGAAUUUAGUUUAGUCAUGUUUGUCAUGGAAUGUGUAUUUUAGUCAAAAGCUAUCGGGUUUGUUUGUAUUCA